GAGAUGGGAUGCAAUUAAGAGAGUUGGGAGUUUAACUUUACAAACGGACCGCUUGGCGCAGCCUGUGGGUUUCACAUUAUUAAAACGCGUUUUGUUAUACUCCAACCUCCCCGGUACGGCCACCGUAGUUCCCUGGGUAUGACGUCACGAGCAAAACAAGGAGGACGGCAAGCGAUCGUUUAAAAAAAAAGCUAACGGGGUUGAACGAUUAACGAGAAUUGAUGUAUCUGAUCUUAACAAGGCGUCACUCAAAGGAAUUCAUGAACACGAGCGGAAAUAAAUCAACACGCGAGGCUUGACGAUGGUUUCCACACUUAGUUGUUGUGAAAUGUUUCGGUUUGUUGACGUUUUUACGCGGUUACCGUUGGAUAGCAUACGAAUGCUACCGUUAAGCUAACGGGUCACAUUAGCUGGCUGGGGAACAAUCUCGCAUUUAGCGUUACAUUAAGGCACUUUGUAUCAGUUAAAAGCUCUUUUAACGUUCACAAGUGAAUGAAUAUCUGUUUAUUGUUCAUUAAAUUAGCCUGAAAACACCCCCACGUCGAGGAGUUAACGUAAAGCAAUGGCGUUACGUUAAAACGUAAACAACCCGUGGUGGCUAGCUCUCCAGUAUAUUCUAAUACAGUAAACACGGGUGUCUUAUUCUUCCUCACACACGACGCGGGGAAUCAUGUCGGACCUGGAGACCCUGGUGGUCACUUUCCAGACCCAGCUGUCCGACGUCAUGGAGACCGUGGUGAAGACGGCCAUGUACGAGGUCACGCGGCUGGUGGAGGAGGGCUUCCUGGAGGAGAUGCAGCGCCGGAGCCGCGAGCUGGAGGCCCUGAGGAGGCGGCUGCGGCGGGCCGAGAGCACGCUGAGCGGCCGGGGGGUGGAGAGGAGGAGGGCCGACGGGGCCAAGGAGGAGUCAGAGCUGGCCAGUAAUACUGAAGAAGAGGAGGAGGAUGAUGAUGAAGAAGAAGAGAGGUUAGAGCAAGAUGACCUUUUUGGGGCCUGUGGCGUAAAAGAAGAAGAAGAAGAAAAGUGGUCGAUGAGCUGCACACAGGAAGUGAUGUCAGAGUCGACGCGGGCAGAAGACCCGCCCACAUCCCGCUUCAGUCCUGCGCUGAAGUCACUGACGACGGACGAGGACGAGUCGUCGCCGGCGGUGGACGUGAAAGACGAAGACGCUCAUAAGCCGUCUUGUUUUCCUCUGCAUUGGAGCGGUGCUCUCGACGGUGAAGCAGCGCUCAACUCCCACGGCGCCGCCGAGAAGACGGAGGCUCAACCGGAUCGGUCUCAGGAGAACGGCGAGAAUCUAUCGCGGGACGUCAUGAAGCGGGAGCCACCGGCGUCUCCCGCGUACGUCUUCCCCGAAGACCACGAGGACGAGCACCGCACCACGGAGCCGUCUUUAGAGGAGGAGGAGGAGGAGGAGGACAGCUGUUGGGCCGCCAUGACGGGCCUCCUGCAGGAUCACAGACUGGCACCCGAACAGGACCGCGACCCGGUCCCAUCGGAACACGCGCUCUCCGACUGCGUCGCGGCCCACGCCGAUGUUCUGUUUCCCCCAAACAGAGACCGGGUGUCGGCCCCGACGGCGAGACUCCAAAGCGGCGCCGCGGCGUUGGCCGCGUCCGUCAAGCAGGAGGCGGAUAUCGAUUCGGACGGGCGCGCGGACAGCGAGCCCGACGACGGGGGAAAACCGACGGCAAAGUCUCGCGCGGCGCCUUUUUCGUGCUCCGCGAAUCGGCACCGAGCGAGUCCAGAGGCGCUGAAGCAGAACCGCACCUCCCACAAAGCCGCGGUGCAGGAGGUCAUGAAGCGACACGCCAGAGCGGGUUCCAGUCUCCGAUGGCACGCCGCUCUCCAGCACCUCCACCGGCCGGCGAAAAACUCAAACGGCGGCAACGCAGACUCAGACCCCCUCACCAGAACUCCGUCCACCUCUAUAGCUCCUCCCCCUCCGCUCUCGGUCCACCCGGGCGUCAAACUGGCGGCGGCGGCGGCACACGAUCGCGCCGGUGACCCGUGGGUCAGCGUCAAGACGCACCCAUCCGCAAACCCCUCGCCGCAUCCGGACGCUCACGCCGCCGGCGCCGCCGCCCGGCACCACCUGCUGCGCUGCGGCCAGUGCGGGAAGUGCUUCCCCCACCCGAGCAACCUGAAGGCCCACCUGCUGACGCACACGGGCGAGCGGCCGUUCUGCUGCGCGCUGUGCGGCCGCAGCUUCACCAAGCUGAGCAACCUGAAGGCGCACCGGCGCGUUCACACGGGGGAGAGACCCUACUGCUGCGCCGCCUGCGGCAAGCGCUUCACCCAGAAGUGUAACCUGAAGCGCCACCAGAGGAUCCACCUGGACGUGUGAGCACGUGUGUGUGUGAGGACGCGUGUGUGUGAGGACGUGUGUGUGUGAGGACGUGUGUGUGUGAGGACGCGUGUGUGUGAGGACGUGUGUGUGUGAGGACGCGUGUGUGUGUGUGUGAGGACGUGUGUGUGUGAGGACGUGUGUGUGAGGACGUGUGUGUGUGAGGACGCGUGUGUGUGAGGACGUGUGUGUGUGUGUGUGAGGACGUGUGUGUGAGGACGUGUGUGUGAGGACGUGUGUGUGAGGACGUGUGUGUGUGAGGACGUG
Messenger RNA from Pseudoliparis swirei, 2614 nucleotides. Its product is annotated as zinc finger and SCAN domain-containing protein 21. Gene Ontology annotation, biological process: regulation of transcription by RNA polymerase II. Gene Ontology annotation, molecular function: RNA polymerase II cis-regulatory region sequence-specific DNA binding; DNA-binding transcription factor activity, RNA polymerase II-specific. The coding region runs from base 671 to 2347 and encodes 558 amino acids. The transcript has 4 exons. The record is from RefSeq and is a predicted model, not a curated record. NCBI's taxonomy places the organism in Eukaryota, Metazoa, Chordata, Actinopteri, Perciformes, Liparidae.